Messenger RNA from Impatiens glandulifera, 797 nucleotides. RefSeq names its product sm-like protein LSM8. Gene Ontology annotation, biological process: mRNA splicing, via spliceosome. NCBI's taxonomy places the organism in Eukaryota, Viridiplantae, Streptophyta, Magnoliopsida, Ericales, Balsaminaceae. Gene Ontology annotation, molecular function: RNA binding. The record is from RefSeq and is a predicted model, not a curated record. The coding region runs from base 273 to 569 and encodes 98 amino acids. Gene Ontology annotation, cellular component: U4/U6 x U5 tri-snRNP complex; U6 snRNP; precatalytic spliceosome. The transcript is spliced from 6 exons.
CAAGUAAGCAUUUGACCCGUAUCUUGUUAUCAGUUUCUCUCCUUCUCGCUCGCGGUUGAGAAACUGAGAAUCCCGAUCUCAGAAUCGCCGGAAAAAGCUUCAGAAAUCUGCAAUCUCUCGUCGGAAAAAGGUAAGGCGCCGGCAAUAGACGGCAUACUGAUUUCUCCGAUCGUUGAAUUCCUAAUCGCGCCGCUGCAUCUCAGCAGAAUCACAGCCACCUCGUGUUUCUUUCGCUUACAACCGCCGAGCUUCUAACAGUGAGAAUUCACAUAAUGGCAACUGAAACAGGGCUUGAGUCUCUUGUUGAUCAACAAAUUUCAGUAAUCACAAAUGAUGGAAGGAACAUUGUGGGAGUUCUGAAAGGUUUUGAUCAAGCUACAAACUUAAUUCUCGAUGAAUCCCAUGAGCGCGUUUAUUCCACCAAGGAAGGAGUACAGCAAAUUGUUCUAGGUCUUUACAUCAUUAGGGGAGACAAUAUAAGCAUUAUUGGCGAGUUAGAUGAAGAACUAGAUUCACAGCUCGACUUCUCAAAUCUCAGAGCUCAUCCUCUAAAACCUGUUAUUCAUUGAUCGGGUAGUUUCUAUACUAUACCGGAUUUAGUAAGUAAGUAAUUAAACGAGUUUAAACUUUUGCCAAUUUGUAAUAUGAUAAUGAUGAUCUCAAAUGUUACUGUUUCUAGCCAUUGUUGCAAAUUCGGUUGGUUUGGUUACAACAUGAACUCAGGUAUCUCUUAUUCUAAGAUCGCAGGAUUGCUCUUCAUUUUUUGUUGUUGAAUGAAAAACCUCUUUAUUUUAUUA